AUGGGAUGUGGACCAUCGAACACGGCCGGCCCAGUGGCGGGUGAAGGAAUUGCGACCAUCUCUAAGCUCGUCUACCCACGUCCGGAAGCGUUCGAAAUCCCGCUCGGUGACGAGAACAACCCCGACAGUCUUAUCAAGAAGCACCCGCCUCGGCGAUUGAAGCGCCUCGAGGAACAAUCCGGAUCCAUGCCAAGCAUCGAGGACCUGGAGGAAAAGCUCUCGACAGCCGAAACGCGCCGGCAGCAGUUCCUCGCGAACCGCUCGCAAAAGACCACCUUUGACAAGGCCAGUCUGGACGCGACAGAGAACGACGCCAGCACUAUCCCGGAGGAGGGCGAAGAUGACCGAUCGAUGGGUGGUGAGCGGCCACCACCGGAAGAUGAUUCCGGCCUCGAACAGACGGGCUCACGGACGGCAGCUGGUGAAAGUCCACCCCGAGCGCGCCAUCGUCUGCGACGGGAAGGCGAAACAGACCAGGAUGAGGAGGAACCCGGGCAGCAGGGGGACGGGCAGAGCCGACGGGGGUCGGACCUGAGCAUCAGCCACCUGAUGAACAUGCGGAUGAAGAUGAACCAGUACAGGAAAAAGUCCCAUCAAUACUAG
Messenger RNA from Anopheles nili, 603 nucleotides. RefSeq lists its product as uncharacterized. The coding region runs from base 1 to 603 and encodes 200 amino acids. The record is from RefSeq and is a predicted model, not a curated record. Lineage: Eukaryota; Metazoa; Arthropoda; Insecta; Diptera; Culicidae. The transcript has 3 exons.